UGAAACAUUUACUCUUUUGGAAUGAAAGAAGAGGUUAUUGUGUUUUCAAAGUGUACUAAUUUUACAGGGAAAAGUAUACAUGUACUAUGGUUUGAGUAACUAUUAUCAAAACCACAGAAGGUAUGUAAAGUCCAGAGAUGAUAACCAGCUGUUGGGAAAUUUGGAUGCUGAACCUUCCAGAGACUGUAUGCCAUUUGAUUAUGUGAAUGAUAGCAACACUAAGAAACCUAUUGCACCAUGUGGAGCUAUCGCAAAUUCUAUGUUCAGUGAUGUGCUUACCCUGCAGCAAGAAUCUGAGGAAAAGCUUAUUCCUGUUCCAUUGCUUAGAACUGGAAUUGCGUGGGAUUCUGAUAAAAAAAUUAAAUUCAGAAAUCCAAAGGGUGAUCUUCAACAGGCUUUUGCUAAUUUUGCAAAGCCCAAGGCAUGGAAGUUGAACAUAUGGGAAUUGGAUAAGGAAAACCCAGACAACAAUGGUUUCCAAAAUGAAGAUCUCAUAGUUUGGAUGAGAACGGCAGCAUUGCCAACAUUCAGGAAGCUUUAUAGAAGGAUAGAUCAUUCCAAGGAAGGGUUUGUCCAAGGGUUGAGGAAAGGCGACUAUGUCCUCACAAUUGAAUACAACUAUGAUGUCAGUACUUUUGAUGGUUCAAAGAAGAUGAUACUGAGCACAACAUCCUUGUUAGGAGGCAAAAAUCCCUUCCUAGGUAUAGCGUAUAUUGUUGUAGGAUGUUUGUGCCUUGUUCUGGGCAUUGUACUUCUAUUUAUCCAUAUCAAAUGCGGAAAGAGUUCGAGUGAGAUGAUCAACGUCAACCCGAGGACGCCAUACCAAUAGAGGAUCUCCAACCUUUAAGUUAAGCUUGCCAAAGGUCUUUAUGUUUAAUUCUGGUUAAGUCCUAAACCAAGAGUCGUUUUAGAUGGAUGUUACGAAUUCAGAUAUUUAUGUUUCUGUUGAACCCGUCUUUUAUUUGAUGAUUGUAUGGAUUGCAGCGAUUACUCACAUGUCCCUGUUCGAUGAUUUUACACGUGCAAAAUAUUUUAUAAACAUCUUGAAUAAAACUGCCAAAACUUCAUAAAAGGUAUAGCCUGCUGAUAGUAUAGUACGAAUUUAUCAAAGUAAAUAAUUACUGACGACGAUGAUAGAUUGCAUUUUAGCUUGCAUUGUUUAGUCACCGCGUAAUACGAAGUUUGUCCGGAAAAUACGUAUAAAAGUGGGAUAACUUUAUUUUACAAUUGUUCAGGUAUUUCAAUACGGUAUCCCUCAAAGUACUCCCCCUGCAGCAAGGCUCUUCAUUUGCCGUCUCGUUUCUGCCUUGAUGGUUUCCACAUCCUCCAAGUGCCGCCCCCGAAGCACCAUUUUGCAUUUUGAAUAAGGCGGGUGAUCUGCCAAAAACAAUGAACAUUUGACCUUGCUUUUUUUCGACUUUUUUAUUCUCGGUUCCCCUGCUAGCUUCCACUCUAUGCUUUGAGGUUUCAUCUCCACAUCAUUCGUAGAACCAAGACUAGUCUCCAGUGAUUACCCGGUUGAGAAAGCCCCAUUUCCUCUGCUUCCAACCAAUUCUCACAGCAAGCAACCCUUCUUGCUUUCUGUUCUGGAGUCGAGAGCUUCGGAACUAUUUUCGCGCACAAUGUUUUCAAGUUUUUUUAAAAGAAUUUCGUGGACGAUUGUUUUGGGUAUUUACAGUUCCUCAGCUAUCAUUCUGUCAAUCGACGGUCUUUAAUUUUCCUUACAGGUGAAUACAGUAUGUUAUAGUAUUUCUAUUAUACUAUACUUUAUACUGAUAGGGCUUAAUACAUAAACUAGUACUCUGGCCUUGGAAUAUUCCUUAACAAAUAGACAACAGAUCGUGGAAUACAAUGGCUGCAAUUCUUGAAUCAGCCCGGAUUUGCGUGGUGUUCCACAAAGCUCUAUACUCGGCCCACUGUUAUUCUUAUAUAUAAAAUGCCUUUCCAACAACAUUAAUAACAAGCUAAUUCUAUACGCCAAUGACACAACUCUUAUGUCGACUCACAAUUCCAUUACCAACUUAGAGGAUGUGCCACUUUAAAUUAUGUUGUUACACCAUUAAAAAAAAUUAUGUUCACCCGAAUUCGUUCAACAUUUUCCUCAGAGUUCAAUAUGGAGGGUUCAACCACUUUUUAACGGUUGGUUCCUUCGGAGAAUUGUCUCCAUAAACUUGUUCCAAACACUAAAAAAUCUCACGAUCAUUCUUGCCUAGCUUUGCCAGAAACUUGAUGUUGAUGCGCUUUUCCUCGAUCAGAGAAAGCUCCAUGCCGACGGCAGGUAAAAAGGGUUACUUUCAACCAGCACACGUAAAUCCUACUUACUCACAGACCGUAGAGGGGAAUGCAUAGAGAAAGGGAACCUCCAGGCGGAGGGGUACUCCACGACGCCUCGAAUUUUUUUUACGUAUUUUUCGGACCAAGUCCAGUCAGGUAUGUGCUGUAUUUCGGCGUCAAAAAAAAAUAUACGAAGUGAGAUACUGUAGCAUCAUCUAUGAGAACAAUGAUUAUAAAUUUAAUUGGAAAAGCUUAGACCCGAUGUUACUAAGCCGCGGUUCAAAAAAGCGCUUGGGUUACAAAUUCAACCAAUCAGAGGGCGUCUUUGAAGUAGUGGAUCUAGAGUGUAAGAUGGGCCCCUAAUUCCCGCAUUAAAUCAAUAAAUGGUUGACUUUCUUCAUAUCCAUGCUGAAAUACAGCUUACUAGCAGAACAUUUGGCGGCUUUUUCGAAAUCUAAGUUUUAAUCAGCUUGUAUUACGGCACAAUUUAUAAUGGACAAGCUUUGCAUUGGAUAUUUGCUAAAAUUUGCGAAACAGCAAAAAAGUUGUGCACAGUGCACUGAAAAUAUGGGUGUGUUUAGUUCACGUAUAGAUAUUUCUAUUAGAUUUCUUCCGUGUUUUUUCUUUAACGAUUGACAAGGUGUUCCUUAACAAUACUUCAUAUAGGCAGAAAACACUGUCUAUGACACAGUCCUACUAUAGAUGACACAAGUGGCCUUCAUAUUAGGUAUAGUAAAUAUAACUCCUGAUACUUAUCCUCUGGUUUUCAUGUUCAUAGGACUCCAUUGACUGGCCGAAUCAAAACCACAUAUAUGUUUAGAUUUCAGUUUACUGUGGUGGCCCUUUUCAAGUACACACAAUAUAUUUUGUUUCCUAAAUUUCUUGUAAUUAACAGCUUCCUGUUACAAAGUUUUAUUUCCUUCUUCAGGACUCUACAAAAAAUACACUAGCUUUACAUAUCAAUGAAUUAACAUUUUAAACGAUAAAAUUGAUAUAAAAGAUAUUUAUUUUAGUUAAGGAAUUGUAUAAAAUGAACUGUGUAAACACAUCUCCGGCAUUCGGGGAUAAGCUUAAAUAGUUAAUUUAAAAGUUAGCUAAAAAAUUAAGGGAUCAAAAAAAAUCCAUUUUAUCAGUGAUCUUUGACAAACUGAGUUUUGGUGAAACAUGGGCUAGAUGAGUCUAAAUGUUUGUUCUUGCAGGCUCUUAAAAUCGCGUGAGAACCGUUGCCCCUAAUUUUUUUCUGCUGAGGAACCAGGAAACUAGAAUUUCAAAGCUCCAAAAUGAUUUUUUUAAAGUUUAGAUACGACCAUUUUUAACCAAAAUACAGUCAAAAAUCACAGAAAAAUUGGAUUUUUUUCUACUCCCUUAUUUUUGUUUGAGCAGUGUACAAUGUCUUGCCAAAAUAAGUAUCUUUUACAUCGAUUUUAUUAUUUAAAUUGUUGAAAUAUGUAUAUGCAAAGUUAGUUUUUUUGUACAGCUCUGGAGAAGGAAAUAAAUUUUUCUGAAACGUCGGCAGCCUUGUAACACGAAAAGGGACGUGCCACCGUUUUAGAUUUUUUUCAACUUCCUGUUUGCAGCAGUAUUCUAAAUCCUUUUCAUCUGAUAAGUUCAUGGUGUGUAUGGUGUCCGCAAAGUUGGGGUUUUCCUUUUCAGAAACAACUACCCUUGAAAUAACAAAGGUAAUGUGUAGUAAAACGAGGGCGACCAAGUAAAAAAAAAUAAAGGAAAAAGUACUCGCUCUCCAGUUGACGAGAAGGGCUAAGUACGUCUCUGCCCGAAAUCAUACCGCUCCAACAGAAAAAGAAAUCAGCUGAUGCGCUACCGAGCAGACGCACCAUGCCAGCCCAAACAUUCACCGAAAAUGUUUGUUGAAAAUGUGCCCGACAGACAGCGUGCGGAUUAUCUACUGACCAAACAUGAGUGUUGCGAAAGUUAUUCACCCCAUUACGCGUGAACGUAGAUUCGUCUGUCACCAAUAUGCACUUCAAAAAGUCCGGAUUAUUGUCAUGUUGAUGCAACAACCACUCACAAAACCGCACUCUUGCUGGAAAAUCGUCAGGUUGAAGGGCUUGUACACGUUGGACGUGAAACGGAUACAGCCCCUCUUCACGCAGCGUUUGCCACACUUUAGUUUUUGAUACUUGCAUUUCUCUAGCCACGUCUCUAGUGCUUGUUGAGGGAUUCUCGUCUACGCGAUUACCUCUACAGGCGUGACCGUAACCGUCGGUUGAAGGUUGCAUACUGACCUGACACACUGACCCCGACCCAGUUCUGUCGUCGGGUUGAGCUAGUGUCCUAGUACCACUCGGGGAUGUCGCGGCUACAGGACGGUAUUCAGAUAUUUUUGAUGUUGCAGAGCCCUUUAUCUCGGUUCCCUUAAGACAUUGGUGUAUAUGGUACUAAGAAAAAUUGCUUAUGUUUUCAAGAUCUACACGUCGUGUAAAGGAAAACCCCAACUUUGCGGACACCCUGUAGAGAUGACUGAAAAACAAUGUUUUCAUUUUUUUGUCAAAAAAUGCAUUUUUUUCUUCAAUCGGAACUUGUUAACAAAUAUAAGUACAGCUCUGAAAUUGUGUGUGAAUAUUCCUCUUUUAUGGAAGAAUGAAACGAGUGAUUACUUUUGUUCUUAUCACUUUUCCUUUUCGAAAAAUCUUUGCUUUUCUUGAAAACUCAACUUGCUGCGAAACAAUGGAGUCCUAUCGAGUAUUGUGUAACAAAAUCGUCGAGUUGGAAGGAAACUGUCGCAACUAAAAAAUUGUCAUUUUCAAACAAAUCUGACCAACUAACUCCAAACAAUCCAUAUUAAUAUCACAAGUUAAACUAACAAGUGACAGUUUGAGGCUAAGUACUUUCCAUUGGAAAAUCUAUAAUUUCAAACCCUGCUACUGAAUAUUUAUGAAUUUUGCGUGGUGACAGUCUUCUGCCAAACUUACGCAUUAUGCUGACAAAUCUAAAUAUAGGAAUUUUAUUUAUUGUAGACAAAAAUAACAGGAAUUGUGCUCUAAAAGUACGUAUUUAAUUAUUUGAAAAUUUUGCGUAUACUACUAAUUGAAAAUAGAAUUAUACGUGGUGAGUUUUUGUAUCCGAUUUUUAAUAUAAAACAAGAUAGUUUUACUUUCCCUCUCCAUACCCGACAUGAAGCUUUAGUUUAAUAAUUAUUUAUUAUAUUAUACUGAUAUGUGAUUCUUAGUAUGUAACAAUUUCUUUUGUAAAUACAUAAAUUUAAAAUAAAAUAAGCUAAAAAUGAUAUGAGUUUACUGAAACUUGCCUACAGUCUCCGCAGUAUAAAAUAUUUAAUGUAUGUUGUGUAUCUUUCC
This is a messenger RNA of Acanthoscelides obtectus, 5591 nucleotides long. Lineage: Eukaryota; Metazoa; Arthropoda; Insecta; Coleoptera; Chrysomelidae. The record is from the annotation of a GenBank genome assembly.